Myripristis murdjan (pinecone soldierfish) is the source of this 1159-nucleotide messenger RNA. RefSeq names its product derlin 2 (gene derl2). Lineage: Eukaryota; Metazoa; Chordata; Actinopteri; Holocentriformes; Holocentridae. The transcript is spliced from 7 exons. The record is from RefSeq and is a predicted model, not a curated record. The coding region runs from base 42 to 761 and encodes 239 amino acids.
GACGUGUCAAGAAAGUGCCGGAAGCUUUCAGUCCGUCCAAAAUGGCUUACCAGACUUUACAGCAGGAGUACUUACAGAUUCCUGUUGUAACUAGGGCAUAUACAACCGCCUGCGUCCUCACAACCGCGGCAGUGCAACUAGAGCUCAUCACACCUUUCCAAUUGUACUUCAACCCAGAAUUAAUUCUAAGGAAUUACCAGGUAUGGAGGCUAAUAACCAACUUUCUGUUUUUUGGUCCAGUUGGCUUCAACUUCCUGUUCAAUAUGAUAUUUUUGUACCGAUACUGUCGUAUGCUGGAGGAGGGCUCAUUCAGAGGACGCACCGCUGACUUUGUCUUCAUGUUCCUCUUUGGUGGGCUUCUGAUGACUAUAUUUGGCACUUUUGUGAGUUUGGUGUUCCUGGGCCAAGCUUUCACCAUCAUGCUGGUGUACGUGUGGAGUCGACGAAACCCAAACGUUCGCAUGAAUUUCUUUGGCCUGUUGAACUUCCAGGCGCCCUUCCUGCCCUGGGUGCUGAUGGGAUUCUCUCUCUUGCUGGGCAACUCCAUCAUCGUGGAUCUAUUAGGCAUCGCUGUUGGUCACGUGUACUUCUUCCUUGAGGAUGUUUUCCCCAACCAGCCAGGCGGCGGCAGGUGGCUCAAGACCCCCUCCAUCAUAAAGAUGCUGUUUGACACUCCAGAGGAAGAUGCCAACUACAACCCCCUGCCCGAGGAGCGCCCAGGAGGGUUUGCCUGGGGGGAGGGACAGCGACUUGGGGGUUAAACAAGCCCCCGACCCACUCCUGAUCGCCAGGUCACUUCUAAGGACAUUCCCUCAGAGAGAGAUGAAGGGGACGAGCGUGGUCCCUUUGUUCCCCCGACUUGUUUGUUUUUGUUCUGGACAAAGAAUGCCAACCCACCAGAACUCAUUGGGAGAUAUCUUGUCUGUUGUCUUUGUACAUGGCUCACAUCACCCUCAGAAACUCUUCUUGAUGCCAGAUUGUUGCUCUAAGACUACUUGAGAGAACAGAAGCCCAGGGACUUUGAAUGGUGAGCCUUUUGGCUUGGUUGAUGUUUGUCUUCAUCUAAAAAAAAAAAAAAAAAGAAAAAAUAUAAUAUUCAGUGGUCAGAUGAAAGAGAAAAUAACAGCAGCAAAACAAUGUCUGAAUGAAUUUAUUCAGA